Molecule: messenger RNA, 243 nt
Organism: Phytophthora nicotianae INRA-310
Lineage: Eukaryota; Oomycota; Peronosporomycetes; Peronosporales; Peronosporaceae
Exons: 1
Coding region: 1-243 (80 amino acids)
Source: RefSeq, a predicted model, not a curated record
AUGGGGCGAGGUCCACCCAACUCCGACGAAGAAUGCGGCCACCUGAAGGGCCUUCAUGAGGCUGGCCGCAGCGUUCGUGGUAUCGCCAAGAGUCUGAAGCGCUCCCGAAUGGCGUCAGCUACGCCCUCCAGUGCUCUGGGAGCGGGAGAAGAAAGGGGGGGCGUCCAUCCACCCUCUCCGACCGAAAAGUUCGUCACGUCGUUCGAGCGGCCGCCUCGGGAGAUUUCUCUGCAGCUGAGCUGA